GAGAGAGGAAGAAGUCCGUGUCGGCUUACGAAACCCAUUCUCAUUAGGAAAACCAUUAUUUUUCAUGCACUUUCAAUUCCUAGGGUUUUACUCCACCAAUUAGUGUUUGCCACGUCAUACAUUUAAUAAAAAACCCAUACACCCUCUCACACACCAUUAUAUUCCUCACACACGUAUUGAGAGCAGACUCUAUCAAACAUGCCUAGCCCUAUUCCAUCUACUCUCCUCUGCUCUUACCAUCAUACCAGAGCUUCACCCCGCCGCUGGCGUCGCCGCACUCGUCGUUCUGGAGCUGGCGCCACCGCACCUAACCUCAAGGCUGAAGUCUGUGGAAUCCAGCAGGAUGGCUUACACCUCCAAGCAAGAAGUCAGAAGUAUGGCAAGCUUGAGAGGGGUCAAUUGCUCACAGUUCCUCCUUAUCUAGUGAGGAGACGCAAGCAGCAUUUCCACCAUCUAGAACAGUGCGGAGUUGACUUAAUACUCGGAUGUAAUGGAUUCAUUUGGGUUGGUGAACAUGUUGAAGCCAAAGAUGAUAUGGUAGAGGAUCAAGCAAGAAAACUUGAGCAACAGAAUAUUAAGUCUAAUAAAAAUUCCAUUAGUCUUGAAGAGCAAGAACAAACAUACACUCUGAUAGAGACAAGGCAGAGCAUAUGUAGGAUUGCAAAUGCUGUCCGGGUAUUAUCUACUUUAAGGCUUCAAUAUAACCAUCGAAGUGAUCAUGGAUACCAUGCACCUGAGUAGCUCUUUGAAUCUUGAUAUACAUGAGAUGCUUGGUUCAGAGUUCUGUGUUCUGGUUGUAGAGGGAGAGGCUGAACGGUGAAGCUUGACUAAAAAGAAGGGAUGAUUAUAGCAUCCCUGUUAUGUUCUAAGUACUAACUGUUUAGAGAAGCAUCAACCUUCAUAUCCUCUCUUUUUAUUGUCUUGAUUUUUUUGGGUUUUAGCCCUCUUUGUGUUUGGUUUUACCAUGAAUAUUAGGGAGCGUUUUUUUUGGUCAAUUGUAAAGGACAAUUAUGUAC
Quercus lobata is the source of this 1016-nucleotide messenger RNA. RefSeq names its product exosome complex component RRP4 homolog. Bases 199 to 741 code for a protein of 180 amino acids. The record is from RefSeq and is a predicted model, not a curated record. Gene Ontology annotation, biological process: nuclear polyadenylation-dependent rRNA catabolic process; poly(A)-dependent snoRNA 3'-end processing; exonucleolytic trimming to generate mature 3'-end of 5.8S rRNA from tricistronic rRNA transcript (SSU-rRNA, 5.8S rRNA, LSU-rRNA). The transcript has 3 exons. Gene Ontology annotation, molecular function: RNA binding. Gene Ontology annotation, cellular component: nuclear exosome (RNase complex); cytoplasmic exosome (RNase complex). NCBI's taxonomy places the organism in Eukaryota, Viridiplantae, Streptophyta, Magnoliopsida, Fagales, Fagaceae.